GGACUCCCCGGUCCGUCGCGCUGCCUUCCUCGGCCUUCCGAACAAUCGUACGUUUACCUUGUGGUGCUCUGAUCACCUCUUCCAAGAAAGAAAGAAAGAAUACGAGAAAAGAGCAGAGUCCGAGAGAGCCUGCCGGGGAGGGAAGGGAAGGGAAGGGGAGGGGAGGAGAAGGCAAGGGAAGAUUGGACUCCGAUGAAUCUCUGCUGCUGUGGUUCAGACAUAUUUCGAUCGAUCGGGGUUCGAGAACUGGGCGUCUUACGUGGACAGAUAUUGUCUUUUGUGAGUAAUUGACCACGGAAUCGGGAGUGCAUACGAGUAAGGGGCGAGGAAGACAGGGAGGAACGAGAGAAAGGGAUUAGUAAGGGCAGCAAGCGGGCAGGCAGGCAGGCAGGCAGGCGUGUAAGCGGAGGUGAAUUGGGCCUAGUGGGAGAAGGGCAAAGUGAUCAAUUGUUGAACGAAAUGGCGAGAUGAUUCUGUGCACGAGGAAACACUUUGUGUUCAUGAGAGGUGAGGAUGUACUUCGUAAGAGGGGUAGCAAGCAUCUUCGGCAAGGGCUCCGGUGGUCUUCCUGGUGAUUCAGGACCAGGUUCCGAAGGUCACGGACAGAAUCCUAGUUACCAGUUUCUGUCUUGGCCCGAGGUCCGAUUCAGCGAUGAUGACGACGAGGGAGUUUUGGAUAAUCUGUGGCAAGCAUACCAAGAUGCAUCAGGACAGGCGGAGACAAACGUAGCACUUGGAGAUUUUCUUAAGCAAUUUAUUCAGACUUAUGAAAACUGGACUCCCUUUGAUGUUACAUCACCCGGUCUUGUAUCACCUGGUGUGAAAUCUCCGGGUUUUAGUAAGGCCACAGCUCCUUUUGCCAUUGAGGAAGAAGGUGGUUCCCCGGCAAGUUCACCUGCGCACUCUGUGUCCUCUGGAACUCGGGAAAUCGUUGGAUGCGCUUUCGGGCACCCAACAAAAGUUAUUGUGGGAUUGAUCCAAGAGCUAAAACAUCUCAUAAUGUUAAUAUCAGAUUUAAUGUUGAUGGCAGAUAUGACGAAUGAAGCGUGGUUGAGUCCGGAUGACAUGGAGGCUACAGUUCGUCUGCUGAAAGUUCUGACGAUAAUUACUCGCUCGUCCCACAACCGGAGAAUCUUUUCUUUCUUCAGUGGGAUGCAGGCCCUCAUGGGUUUGAUGAAAGCUGCUGUUGUCAAACUGAAAGGAGUUGCUAGUAUCAUCACAGCAGACAAGGAUCCUCCGCCAUCAGCUCUAUCUAGAAUGAGGUUUUUGGAAUGCAUGAUUGCCCAAGUACUCACGACUGUGGGCAACUACAUCGAAACAGAACCCGGCAGAGUGGAGACCUCGUUGGUGGAUACAAAAGAUUCCCCCAGUGUAGGUUCAGAACAAGGAGAAGCUCCAGGGUAUCAAACAGGAGGUAGAGGUUUAGAAAGGCAGACAAGCAGUGGUGAUAUACCAGUGAGAAGACGGCACUCCGGGAGUGGCGAGUCACCUGUAGAAAGAAGUUCUGUGAAUACUGUAGAUAAUCAAGGCGGUGUCGUUGGAUCGCUACCGUUGCUCGAGACUGGCGGAUUAAAUUGGUUCGUAGAACUUCUGCGUAUCUUGAAAAAGCUACGCUUGAGAGGUGCAACAGCAGACAUAUCGUUGGAACAAUUGACUUUGAAGACGCUUCGCGAAGCAAUCUUUUCGAAUCCGAAGUCGCAGAACCAUUUUAGAAGCAUUGGUGGUCUUGAAGUUUUAAUGACUGGACUCGGUAUUCUAGCUCUGAACACACCUAGUUCACCGGGAAUCAAUUCCGAGCAAGACACCUUGAACUUUACGGACGACCUGAAUACCUUCUUAGUGGAUUUUCAGAUGCAGGUUCUCUCGCUUCAAGUCCUAAGGGAGGCAAUAUUUCGUAACGUCGUCAGUCUGCAAGCACUGCGUGAAUAUGGGGCUGUUGAGAAAUUCAGUAAGAUGAUACGCUUUGCAGCUUUUACCAUACCGGAGAUGACCUCAAAAUUGAGGGGCUUUUCCGUUGCUAGCUUGGUUGAGAGUCCUGUCUUUUCACCAAGUAGUUAUAUGACUCAACAGGAUUCCUUGGUGGAGAGGAGGGCAAGUGACUUGACAUUACUACACGGAAGGAAGGAAGACUCUUCUGGUAGUGACAAUCCGACUCGAGUAGAGGCCUCUUUAGACGUCUUAGAAGCUGGAAAUAUUACUGUAGACCCCUCGUCAGGGGACGAUGAUCUUCCAGGAUGGAAUUGGAGAGUUGCAGAUCUGUGCAGAAUUCUGUGCUCUUUUCUUGUACCAUCCGGUGAUGUCAGGAGCUUCGCCAGUGGCAUGGCCAGGAGUCAAGACGUUCCCGGACUUUCGGGAGCUUAUUGGGAACUUGCUUCUCGUUGGAUUGUCAAUGUAUUGUUGGGGGUUUUCAGAGACAGGAAGGAAACCUCAAUUGAAGAAUCUGAAGCUUCGCAAAUGCUGAGGCCAGUAUCGACCACUCUUCAGCAUUAUGUGUUAUUUGUGCUGAAAAAAAUGCUCGAGACUUCUCCUCAUGUCUUGCACAUUUUUCACGAGGACGGUAUCUGGGAUGUUAUGUUUUCAAAACACUUCUUUUAUUUCGGGUUAGCUCUGGAGGAUCAGGUAGCAGUUGGAGGUAAAAAAGUUGCCGAUCGCAAAGUUGUGAUGGAAGGAGUUGAAGAGCCUGUCAUUCAGACAGAUAAAGUGUUUGAUUCAGUAGAUACUGAACCAUUGCGCUUGGAAGUAAUCUCAUUUGUUGAGCUUGCUGCGACAGCCGAAGGAAGCAAUGAUAACAUGCCAGAGUGUGGUGCGCUUCUCAGUGCCUUGCAGAGAUGUAGUCUUAUGCCAAGCAUUACAACUAUGCUUGUGAAAAGUCUGCAUCGUAUUCUCCAGCUAAAUGUCGACACCACCAUCAGCUCUUUCAAAAUAUUGGAUGCAGUCACUAUAUUCGCUUCAAUUAUGGAAUGGCAAAAGCAGAGAUUCGAGGAAUUAUGCAAAGAAGGUUCCAUUAAAGAAUUGGACCUCAUUCAAGUAGCACACGAAGAAGAAUCAUCUACUCUAUCUUCAGACAGAAAUGAGGUCGGGGAAACCCAAGGUGGUAGAUGGCAUGUUCUUGCUGACAUGGAGAUUUGGCAGCAAGCGAGGGAAAAUCUGUUCACCCUGUUCACGGAUUUUUUGACUUUGUGCGAGGAAGCAGUAAUAGAGGUCACACAGAAGUCAAGGGUGGUGAAUGCUUUAUUUAACUUGCUGUUCGAACCAAGGAGCAGGAAGUUUGCUCUUGAUCAUAUUUUGAUGCUCAUGAAGUUACCCCCGAAGACUGACGAGGACCAAAAUGCAAAGAUGGCUCUGUGUCUGCACUAUUUGGAGACACUCCCGCUUGCACAAGUGCAGUGUCGAGGGUCCGAAAUCUCGUUGUUGAUUAGCCUCCUCUCUGGUUUACGUGAAGUUCUGCAAACAGAUCUUACAUAUUACCAAGCGCUAUUCCGAGAGGGUGAAUGUUUCGUUCACAUAGUAUCUUUGUUGAAUGAUGAACAUUCAAAGGAGACCGGCCUUCAACUAAGUUUGGAUGUAGUACUUACCUUGACUCAGCUGCUAGAAGGAAAUGAAGCUUCGAAGGUAGCAUUUCGGGGACUUGUGGGUGUUGGAUAUAAAACUCUACUAAGUUUGCUGGUUGAGAGACAUCAAGGUAGUCCCAGUCAAGGUCUUCUGGUCGCACUGCUCGAUAUGCUUGUCGACGGGGACUUCUCGGCAACUUCAAAUAUGCUUAUACAGAACGAGGAUGUCAUUCUUCUCUUCUUCAAUUUGCUACGGAAGUGUGAUGAGCAAGAACAGUGUAAAGGGCUGGACACUUUCUACCGUUUGCUGGAAGAUUCAACCGCAAAUCAAGCUUCCUGUGUGAGAUCUGGUUUGCUCAGCUUCUUGCUGGAUUGGUUCGCUGUUGCCCAAAGUGAUCUCCUGAUUAUCAAGUUGGCACAGAUCGUGCAAAUGAUUGGCGGUCAUAGUAUCAGUGGGAAGGACAUGAGAAGGAUUUUCUCGUUGCUACGUAGUACAAAUGAUCAUCCAAAACCCCAACAUGGUACCAUAUUGCUGAAAGUCUUACAAGGAAUGCUGAAGGAAGAAGGUCCUGCAGUCUUUUUUGAGAUGAGUGGCAAAGAUUCGGGUAUUGUUGUCACAACACCUCUGCGGUGGCCAUCCAACAGAGGAUUCAGUUUUUCUUGCUGGAUACGAGUUCAGAGUUAUCCUCCACAUAAAGAUGAACAUGUGGAUGAUAGUCUGGUUGGCUUAUUCAGCUUUCUUUCAGAGAAUGGAAAGGGAUGCACGGCUCUUCUACAUGAAAAUUAUCUCAUUUUUGAGUGCAACAGCAACAAGAGACAAACUACAACAUUGGACCUAAAGCUGCAGCUGAGAAGGUGGCACUUUCUAUGCAUCACUCAUAGUACAGGCCGUUCUCUUACCGGUGGUAAUACUAUCAAAAUUUAUCUUGAUGGGAUGCUCGUCAUUGGUGAAAAGUUCAGGUACCCCAGGUUGUUGGAGCCUUUGAUUCGUUGCACAAUUGGAGCAAGCUCACGGUUACCAGCCUCGGAUGGAAGCAGUGGCGACGAAGCCGAAAAAUUUUCUGCACCUUUCUGUGGCCAGCUUGGACCAAUCUACCUGUUUGAUGACGCCCUAUCUGCUGACCAAGUUCUGGGUAUCCAUUCACUGGGUCCGAGUUAUAUGUACUCGUUUCUGGCAAACGAUGUUGGUCGUGUGCCAGAAAACAUGAUAAGCCAGAAUGUCAUUGACUCAAGAGAUGGAUUAGCUUCUAAGAUUGUCUUUGGCUACAAUGCACAGGCAAGUGCAGGGCGGGUUCUUUUUGAUGUUUCUCCUACACCAGAGCAGGUUCCAGAUUCCACUCUGUACGAUGCUUUGAUCAUGGGAGGGACCCAUUUGUGCUACAGACGUCUUGCCCAGGACAGUGUGCACAGUGUUGGUGGAGUAGCUGUUUUCUACCCUCUUCUCGUACAACUUGACCAGUUGGUAAUAGAUUCUGCUUCUCUGUCCGAGCUGUCGAGGAUAGAAAGACAGGCCGUUGAUCGGAUCUCUGAGAAGGGGGUGACAAUUAUGAAAGGAGCAGAAUCUGAGUUUUCAGUGGGAGCUGAUAUCGCUGUUGAGGUUAUUGAACUAGUUACAGCUGUUUUGUCAAGAAACUAUGCAAACCAGCAAUUUAUGCAUAACAUUGCUGGUCUUUCGGUUCUGGGUUAUUUGCUACAAUCAGUAUCACCACAGCAUUUGACUGUAAAUUUCGUUCUGGCGAUGGAGCGGCUUUUAACCACAGUGGUUACCUCCAGCAGUACUUUUCUUUCCCAAGCGCUGGUCAAAGAAGCACUUUCGAAGUUGUACCUCAAUCCCCAUAUAUGGAUCUUCACACCAUUUUCUGUCCAGCGUACUCUUUACUCAUCUCUUUUGAAACAUGUGGAGACGGAUGCCACAAAUCUGAGGAGUAUAUGUGGUCUAGCAAGAAUACUGGACAUUGUUCAGCAGUUUUAUUGGGAUAAGUGCAAGAAACGGAAAGUGCUUGGAGCCAAGCCUCUAGUGCAUCCAGUAACAAAGACAGUAAUUGGAGAGCGGCCUUCGCAACAAGAAGUCGCAAAGUUAAGGCUUCUUGUGCUCAGCGUUGCCGAAAUUUUGAUGCGGGAGCACGUCCGUCUCUCAGACAUCAAAGCUCUGGUUGCAUUUGUUGAGACCAGUGAAGAUGUGGAUUGUUUGGAAGAUGUACUUCACAUGAUUCUCGGGCUGUUGGCACACAAACAGUUCGUGGUAAAAUUCGUGGACCAUGUCUUCACUCUUGGUGGUUGUCACAUUUUUGUCAAUCUUCUGAAGAGAUCACAGGAGUCGAUCCGGUUGUUGGCCCUAAGAAUUAUAGGGGCAGCGCUGGUGGCUGCACCGGCCGAGAAAAAGGGAUUUGCACUGUUUCUUGGCAGUGGAGCAUCCAAGGCUGCUUCAGAACAUCAACGGACGGAGAAGCUGAAGCUAGCUCACCUCUUUGCAACCAUAAAGGAGAGGGUGCUCAUGUUUCCCUUUACGGAUGCCAUGCGGGCUACACUAUUUGACAUGUUACUGGGUGGAGCUAGUCCUAAGCAGGCUUUGCAGGAAGGUGCUGGACAGGUGCAAGGCUUUUCUUCUUGGCGAAGCAGUGAAAGGGCUGCAAGCAGUGCUGGUUCAUUAGCCUUGCCUCAAGUGUUGGAAAUUAUAAUGAAGUUUGUGUUGGCUUGUGAAGAUUUAUCACUCAGGUUGGACAUACUUGAGGACAUUGUACGAUUAAUGGAGGCUAAUUCUUUGAAUAGCGAGGCCCUUGUCCUGCAAUCGACGUGGCAGGACUGGUUCUUUGCGGUAUUGGUAGAAGCAGCAAAUCGGAAUGGCGUUUCUUCAACCUGUGACAAGUUGUGGAUGAUGGGCAAAGAAGAGCUCUUGAUACGAAAGAUAUUCUGCAUUGUACAUACACACUUCGUCCUUUAUGUCAAGGGUGGAUCAUGGCAUGUUGAACGAACGGUAGACUUCGUCCAUUUGUACUCUAAACAGAACAAACUCAACAAGUUCUAUGCGCUUCAUGUUAUUUUGGGAGAUUUAUUCGACACAGUCUUGCAGAGCCCUCAUUCUCAAAUUUGGGCGCAGCCCUGUCGAGACAAUAUUCUCCAUCUUCUAACAUUUGUUGACGAGUUGGUGAUGCCUGAUGCGUUUAAUCUCUUGGCGUUUUCAAGUGAUUCUCUGUGGGAAGAGGCAGAUGAUAGUACUCUGCUAUCCGGUGGGUACGUAGAGUUGGGUUCAAACGUUCCUUCUGCCAAAUCAAGUACUCCGUCAGCUGAGGAGGCAGCUACAGCUACGGCAAGUCACGUCCUGAGACGAGGGGUUUCUUACAAUCAUCCCAAAAACUCGAUGAGGUCUAGUUCUGUGAGCGGAGGAGCAGAAAUUACUGAUAAGACUCAUUACUGGCGCCUCUAUAACCAUAUUUGGAGUCUUCUGCAAAUACUGAACGGAAGAAGGUCCGGAACUAGUAGUUUCUUGUUCCCAGCUUCUUUGGGCCCAAGCUUAGGUCAACGAGCUCGAGGUCUGGUUGAGUCAAUCAACAUUCCUGGAGCAGAAAUGGCAGCAGCUGUAGUUUCAGGUGGCUUAGGAGUUGUUGGUAUCACUUCAAACAAGGGUGGGGACAGAUCCACGAAAGUGAAAGGAGAGAAGUAUCCUCGAGUUGUAUUUCCUCUUACUCUGUUAUAUCUCUACGAAGCUGAGCUCGGGGAAGCAUCUCGUUGUGUACAACAGCUUUUGAAUCUUCUUCCUGGUUAUUUGAAUGUGGAGAGCGAAAGCAACAGAAACAAGUUGCAGCUCUUUCUUUGGAGUUUACUUGAAGCAAGGUCUGAGAUUGGUGCACUUGAUGAUGGGGCUAGAUUUUAUGUGGUUUCUCAGCUGAUUCGAGAAACGAUGGAUCUCGGAAAGAAUAUGCUUGCCUCUAGUUUGGGAAACAAAGAUGUAAUACAAGAUAUAACCCCCCAUCCCAACGAGUCCGCAGUGCAGAGUUUGCUGCAGCGAGAGAGGAUCACAGCAGCUGUGAGAGAGGAGAGAAAAUACAUAGAUUCCUUGAGUACUCAACGACAGCAAGAGGUCGAUUCUUUGCAAAAGGAGUUGUCAGAGGUCAACUCAUGGGAGAUACAGCCGGGGAAAUCUCUUGAAGAUCAGAUUCUUGGCAAUCUGACUCUAAUCUGCCUUGGUGAUCGGACGCGUCGACAUGCCUUUCAACUUCUGUAUGAUGAAGAGCAACAAGCGAUAUCUGAUCAUUGGUGUCACUUGUAUCGUGAUAUGACAGACGAGAGAGGUCCCUGGGCAGUAGUUCCAUUUCCAAAUAAUAUGCCCACACGUUGGAAAUUGGACAAGACCGAGGAUCCAUCUCGUCGUCGUUUCAAGACGAAACGGAAUUAUCACUUUUGUGAGGAACUUUUGCAUCCUGCCAUCGCACCUAGUCAGACUCAGCCUGUGGAGGCCUUUGACGAAGAUCCGCAGAGGGAUAGCGACAAUGCUGCUAUCAACUUCAUUGUUGGUAGCGUCAAGACACUUCUGUUGAAAGGGUUGAGAGGUGUCAGUGAGGAAGCAGAUUCAGAUGACGAAGAGGGCAACGACGGAAGCUCAGAUGAAGUGGAAGCAGAAACUGCGAGCGCGAAGUCACACGAUUCUGAGAAGCUGGAAACUACAUCAAAUGUGGAUCAAGUAGAUGCUACGAGUAAAAUGGCAGAAGAAAUAGCACUUCAGCAGAUUCAGCCUUUACACACACCAGAUUCGGGGGAUCAAGAGGUGCUUCUAUCAGUUGCUUGCGUUUUCGUAAGUCCUAAAAGAAAGCUGGCAGGUAGGUUGGAAUUAAUGCGCUCAUCAAUUCACUUUUACGGGGAGUUUAUAGUUGAGGGUACCGGCGGAUCAACUGUUUUUACUCCAGCAGGAGGGUUAAGUUAUCCUGAUUUGCAGAGCUCAGACAUACUAGAGAAAGGAUCUUCUCGAUCAAAGUCCGGUCUGAAGAAAGAAAGCAUUCCCGGAGGUGGUGCUGGAGAUAUGGAGAAGGGGAAUGCAAUGGAUAGGCUUGAGCCUGUUCGUAAUAUAACACCAUCUGGGACGUCAAAAGACGUCAAACGGCAUAGAAGAUGGGACCUUUUUCAGGUUAAAGGGAUUCAAGGAACGCGAUUUCUCCUACAAUAUACUGCUCUCGAGAUCUUCUUCAGUCACUCGAUUCCGCCAGUAUUUUUGAAUUUCCCAUCCCAAAAGCAUGCCAAAGACGUGAGCACUAUGAUUAUAAAUCUCAGAAGUCGUGGAACAGCAACGAAACCUGGUUCGAAGGAGAAAGAUGAAAGUCUAGUUCUAAUUGACAAGAGAAAAGCGAUAGAUGUAGCCGAAAGGGCUAGAGAUCGCUGGAGGCGUCGAGAGAUCAGCAACUUUGAUUACUUGAUGACCCUGAACACUGUGGCUGGAAGGUCAUACAACGACCUCACUCAGUAUCCUGUUUUCCCUUGGAUAGUUGCUGAUUAUACCUCAGAGAAAUUGGACUUGGCAAAUCCGGCAACAUUUCGAGAUCUAUCCAAGCCGGUGGGCGCCUUAAAUGAGAAACGAUUUCAGAUGUUUGAAGAACGAUUUCGUAGCUUCAGUGAUCCCGACAUUCCCAGUUUCUACUAUGGGUCACAUUACUCAAGUAUGGGUAUCGUGCUAUUCUACUUGCUUCGACUUGAACCGUUCUCAACGCUUCAUCGUCACCUCCAGGGAGGGAAGUUUGAUCAUGCUGAUCGACUCUUUCAUAGCAUUUCUGGUGCAUAUGCGAAUUGUUUGACGAAUACCAGCGACGUUAAGGAGCUUGUACCGGAAUUUUUCUACAUGCCGGAGUUUUUGGCAAACACAAACCAGUAUUUUAUCGGAGUGAAACAGGACGGAGAAGAACUUGGGGAUGUAAUUCUUCCACCUUGGGCGAAGGAUGCUGAAGAGUUCGUUCGUAAGCAUCGAGAGGCAUUGGAAAGCGAGUACGUAUCAGAUCAUCUGAAUGAGUGGAUCGAUCUGAUAUUCGGUUAUAAGCAACGUGGAAAGUCAGCCUUAGAGGCUGCCAAUGUAUUCUAUCAUUUGACAUACGAGGGCGCUGUGAAUUUGGAAGCUAUCGAGAGUCUGAAUGAACGAGCUGCAGUUGAGGACCAGAUUGCUAACUUCGGACAAACCCCGGUACAACUUUUUCGAAAAAAGCACCCGAAAAGGGGGCUUCCAAUGCCUAUUACUCGGCCUCUUUACUACGUUCCUGCUUCCAUCAGCGUGACUACCUCUAUACCUGGAGCAGCAGCUGGACUGAAGAGUUAUCCAACGGUGUUUGUCGGGCUAGUGGAUGGGAAGGUGGUAACCAUAAGCAGUAACCUAACCAUCACUGUCCGUGCUUGGAUAACACCCGCUUUACAAGGAGGAGGCAGUUUCACUUUUUCCUCGUCGCAGGAACCAUUUUAUGGCAUCGGUUCCGAUUCGACACUCAUUCGCAGAAUUGGUGGUCCGAUGGUAGAUGAUGUACCUGUCACUCCAGGUUGUUUUGGCACCCUUCAUUUUCGAUCUCACAACUUCCUUCUAACGUGCGGUCAGUGGGACAACAGCUUCAAGGUUGUGUCCAUGUCAGAUGGACGUAUGGUGCAAAGCAACUGUCAUCACAAAGACGUCAUCAACUGCCUCUCUGUGGCUGUGGAUGGAAGUGUGGUGGUGACUGGAAGUUGCGACACAACUGUGAUGGUAUGGGAAGUAGAACUUGCCAAAACUAGGCGGACAACUGGAGGCAAAGACUCUAGCAGUAGUAGUAGCAGUAGCAGUAAUGAGAGGUCUAAUAGACUAGACCCCGUUAUAAUAUCCAAUAAACCUCGUCAUGUUUUAUGUGGACAUGACGACGCCGUAACAUGUGUUGUAGUUAGAGUAGAGUUGGACCUUGUGGUCAGUGGGUCAAAGGACUCCACUUGUAUCCUUCACACAUUGCGACUGGGCCGAUACGUCCGAUCCAUUCAGCACCCAAAUAAGAGUCCUAUAUCGAAGCUUCUCGUGUCACAACAGGCGCGCCUGGUCAUGUUCUCUAACGAAGACCUGAACCUUCACCUUUUUUCGGUGAACGGGAAGAAGCUAGCCGUAGCAGAAACCAAUGGACGUGUAAAUUGCAUGGAGCUGAGCAGUUGUGGGGAAUUUAUAGUCUAUGGAGGUGACAACGGUCAAAUUGUCGUCAGGAGCAUGUACACAUUGGAAGUAAUUAGAAAGUAUGAUGGUACUACCUCACCUGUAACAGCCUUGGUUGUGACACCCGAGGAUUGUUUUUUAGUUGGCACACAAGAAGGGGAUUUGGUGGUUUAUUCCGUGGUUGUCCAACAGCAACCAGCCCGUAAAAGUAGUGCCUUUUUGUCUGCCCUUAGACGCCCUUCGGCAGCAGCUUUUUGAGUUGCCAGGGGCCUUAUUUGAAAGCACCCUAACAUAGUUGUCUUCCUCUCCUGGCCAAAUAUGCCUCUGAGAGAUAUCAUUUUUUCAAUAAAUCCUAUCCAUUCUAUGCUCG
Messenger RNA from Marchantia polymorpha subsp. ruderalis, 11056 nucleotides. NCBI's taxonomy places the organism in Eukaryota, Viridiplantae, Streptophyta, Marchantiopsida, Marchantiales, Marchantiaceae. The record is from the annotation of a GenBank genome assembly.